AUGGCGCUGAAGGAAGCCUUCUCAACCUUCACUUAUACUUUCACUAGCAACGGACGGAGCGAGUUUUAUACCUCGACUACCGUAGUCCAGAGCUUGAUCAUCGCGGUCGCCGUCUUCGCCUUCGGUCUGGUUUACGCGCUGGUUGGACGAAAUGCCCUGUACUCUGGCUUCCCGCUCGUGAGGGCAAACGAGGACUCAAAGUACACCUACGCGGAGGCGCAGGCGGAGUGGAACGUAGACGGGCACAGGCUCAUCGAAAAGGGACUCAAACAGGAGUUCUUUGGGGACUAUCCGGGCUUCGAAGCGUUUAGAAUCCUGAAGGAGAGAGAUAUCUUUCAGGAGGCCAUCCGGAUCAGGCUCACGCAGUCAUUGAAUUUCGUCACCGAAGAACUUGCCUCGGAAGCUCAUGAAGUCUGCAGCGAGGCUCUAGGGGAAAGCGAAGAAUGGAAAGAAGUCCGCAUCAAGCAAACCGUCAUGGACCUAGUCGCACGCGUCUCGCAGCGCGUCUUCAUCGGGCCCGACGCGUGCCGCAACGACGAGUGGCUGACCAUCACCAAGCGCUACACGGUCGACUCGCUCAACGCGGCGCGCGAGCUGCGCAAGUGGUCGCCCCUCCUCCGUCCCUGGGUGCACUGGUUCCUGCCGUCGUGCCGGCGCGUUCGCGCGGAGUCGGCCGCUGCGCGCCGCAUCGUGCACCCCAUCGUCGCCGCGCGCCGCGAGCGGAACCGCCUCGCUCGCGAACGCGGCGAGAAGGGCGUCGCUAAGGUGGCGGAUGCGGUGGGGUGGUUGGAUGAGAGUGCGAGGGGUAGGCCGUUCGAUAUCGCGUAUGGCCAGCUGGCGUUUGCGGUGGCGGCGACGUUUACGACGACGGAAUUGACGACGAUUUGUAUGUUGAAUUUGUGCGCGUAUCCGGAGUACGUGCAGCCGUUGCGGGAGGAGAUUGUGGAGGUGUUGGGCGAGACGGGGUGGAAGAAGGCGGCGUUGCAGAAGUUGAGGUUGAUGGAUAGCUUUGUCAAGGAGUCGCAGCGGCUGCAGCACGAGGUCAGAGCAACCAUAACCCGCCGCGCCAAACAAACCAUCACCCUCUCCGACGGCACCGUCAUCCCCAAAGACGCCAUGCUCUUCGUCAGCACCGACACGGCCAUGGACCCGUCCGUGUUCCCCGACCCGCACGUCUUCAACGGCCGCCGCUUCAUGGAGAUGCGCGCGCGGCCCGGGCAGGAGAACCGGUGGCAGCUGGCGACGACGAGCGCCGAGCACCUCGGCUUCGGCCAUGGCCAGCACGCCUGCCCGGGCCGCUUCUUCGCCGCAAACGAGAUCAAGGUGCUGCUCAUCUUCAUGCUCAUGAAGUACGACUGGCGCCUGCCCGAGGGCCAGUCGCCCGUGCCCGACAUCAGGCGCUUCGCUCACGAGAAGUUUGUGAACCCGGAGGCGAAGUUGAUGGUGAGGAGGCGGGAGGAGGAGAUUGAGAUUUGA
Molecule: messenger RNA, 1476 nt
Organism: Lasiodiplodia theobromae
Lineage: Eukaryota; Fungi; Ascomycota; Dothideomycetes; Botryosphaeriales; Botryosphaeriaceae
Product: Cytochrome p450 protein
Exons: 5
Coding region: 1-1476 (491 amino acids)
Molecular function (GO): iron ion binding; heme binding; monooxygenase activity
Source: RefSeq, a predicted model, not a curated record